UGUACUCACUAAAACGUAGCAAGUGCAUAGGUAGAUUAUACAAACAGUGGUUUUUAGAUGAAAACAACUAGGAUUUACUUCCUGAACACCCCGGACGAAUAGUUUUAAAUGCUGCGCACCCUUUCCGGCCUGCGUGGGCAGUGCCAGCAGCUGCUGAGGAGCACCUUCACGCCCCAUCACAGUGGCCAACGACCACAACAACUUUUGCCAUGCCGCUUCCGGAUGAAAUCUACCGAUUCACCAGGCGCAGCAGCGCGCAAGCUGCGGCUCAAGAGUACUUUGUACUACAUCACAGCCGGAGGAGUGCUCAUUGUGGGUCUGAGCUAUGCGGCAGUGCCGCUGUACAGCAUUUUCUGCCAAGCAUACAGCUACGGAGGCACCACGUCGCAGGGUCACGACUCCGAAAAGGUGGAGCAUAUGGUGAAGGUGAACGAUCGUGUGCUCAAAAUACGCUUCAAUGCGGACAUUGGCUCCUCCAUGCGCUGGAACUUCAAGCCGCAGCAAUACGAGAUCAAAGUGGCGCCCGGCGAGACCGCGCUGGCCUUCUACACGGCCAGAAAUCCUACGGACAAGGCCGUGAUUGGCAUCAGCACCUACAAUGUGAUCCCCUUUGAGGCUGGCGCGUAUUUCAACAAAAUCCAAUGCUUCUGCUUCGAGGAGCAGCAGUUAAACCCUCACGAGGAGGUGGACAUGCCCGUCUUCUUCUACAUUGACCCCGAAAUUACCCUAGAUCCGGCGCUAGAGCAUUGCGACACCAUCACCCUGUCCUAUACGUUCUUUGAGGCCAAAGAGGGUCUGAAACUGAACUUCCCCAGCUAUGCCAAGCCCCAUGCGGCGACUGCAUAGGGAAUACACUUCUUACCCCUUUGUUGAAAAGAAAUAAAUAUUUGUUACAUUAAUC
Messenger RNA from Drosophila obscura, 901 nucleotides. RefSeq names its product cytochrome c oxidase assembly protein COX11, mitochondrial (gene Cox11). NCBI's taxonomy places the organism in Eukaryota, Metazoa, Arthropoda, Insecta, Diptera, Drosophilidae. Gene Ontology annotation, molecular function: copper ion binding. The transcript has a single exon. The coding region runs from base 109 to 846 and encodes 245 amino acids. Gene Ontology annotation, cellular component: mitochondrial inner membrane. The record is from RefSeq and is a predicted model, not a curated record.